Dreissena polymorpha is the source of this 2316-nucleotide messenger RNA. RefSeq lists its product as uncharacterized. Gene Ontology annotation, molecular function: calcium ion binding. The transcript is spliced from 13 exons. The coding region runs from base 1 to 2169 and encodes 722 amino acids. The record is from RefSeq and is a predicted model, not a curated record. NCBI's taxonomy places the organism in Eukaryota, Metazoa, Mollusca, Bivalvia, Myida, Dreissenidae.
AUGGAUACAUCUUCCAUGCGUCAGGUCAACGAGCAAAACAAUGGAUACAUCUUCCAGGCGUCAGGUAAAUGGGCAAAACAAUGGAUACAUCUUCCAUGUGUCAGGCAAACGGGCAAAACAAUGGAUACAUCUUCCAGGCGUCAGGUAAAUGGGCAAAACAAUGGAUACAUCUUCCAUGCGUCAGGCAAACGGGCCAAACAAUGGAUACAUCUUCAAGGCGUCAGGGAAACGGGCAAAACAAUGGAUACAUCUUCCAUGCGUCAAUUAAACGGGUCAAGCAAUGGAUACAUCUUCCAAGCUUCAGGCAAGCAGGCCAAACAAAGGAUACAUAUUCCAUGCGUCAGGCGUCUUGUAAGCAGGCCAAACAAGGAAUACAUCUUCAAUGCUUCAGUUAAGCGGGCCAAGCAAGGUAUACAGCUUCCAGCGUCAGGUCAUCAGAUACGUGACGACGACGAAGACGAGGACUAUGGAGGCGUGGUGUACAUCUAUAACGCAACAAACGUCAUCGUGGCCACGCCCAAGAAGGCUAACGACCGCCUAGGAAACUCCAUCUACACAGGCGUGUCACCCUAUUGGGUGGGACCGAACUCGCAAACAAGCGGUUCCGUGGAGGUUCGGGUGCGCUGCUGGAAGGCCUCGUCACUUCCGAUUCCGGAAUACUCCCUGACAAAUAGAAACAUUACUGCCGCAACUGGGUCUGGUGAGUUAAGUUGGAUUCUCUUUUCACAUCAUUGUUGUUUAUCAGUCAAUAAACAACUUUUUUAUAAACAGUUCUUGAUCGUUGUGGCUUAUGUGCUCUUUGUAGCGGAAGUCCUCCUAAGGCAAGCGAUCAAUAAGCAAAAAGCUGACAGGCCGUUUCAAAUUGUCAAAAUAAGUCAGGUUAGCGAAAUAAGGGCCAUAGGUGAUCUGCAUAUUUUCUUAUUUCCAGCGUCCGACUCCUACGUGAAAGUGAAUCACGGGCUGGGCGGGUAUCCUAGUCUCGUGGUCUCUCGCGUGAACGUGCGAUGGGAAAAGGAGAACUGCACGGUGUACGCUGACUCCGUUGGUGCCUCUGGUAUGGUGUACGCUGGGAAUGGAUAUUAUCAGACGAAUGGUUACGUUGUGGUUGGCUACGACGCCUUCAACAUCCAGGUGUGGACCCCAUCUGACGCGGCCGGAAGACUGCUUGGACUCGGAGACGGCCUGGGGAUCAUCUUGGAGGCAAAAAGUGGUUCCCUGGAGUUGUACGCGUGGAGCCAGAGCCGUCUGCCGGCCACUUCCGGCGCUACCAAGGAGCUCAACGCGUCCCAGGCCGGAGCCGACAAGGAGUUGAGCUUCACGGCGGCGGGAUCGGAGGAUCAGAUGUUCACCAGGGCGUUAAUUCAGUCCGACAGCGCCCCCAACGUCGGCUACCGUUUUCCAGGCAAUGGGUACCUCGCAUAUGAAACCACAAACUACUCGCAGCCUUGCACGUACGGCGGGCUGGUGUACGCGUACACAAACGAGAGCGCGCGAGUUUGGCAGCCGGCGUACGCCACGGGGGCGCUGAUCUGCCUCGCCAGCUGCUUGGGCAAUGGGACGAACAGUCAAGCGUCCAACGAAGGGACGGUGGUAUUGCAGUCGUGGGAAUUAGAUACGGAUGAAUGCCGGGCAAGCCCUUGUCAACAUGGCGUUAGGUGCGUCAAUCGUUUUCGUGGAUACAGCUGCGAGUGCGAAAGCGGGUACGAGGGCCAAAACUGUGACGUCAACGUCGAUGACUGUGUGAACCACGCAUGUCAAAACGGGGCUACAUGUUCGGAUCUCGUAAAUGAAUACAACUGUUCGUGCGCACCGGGCUUUGAGGGUGACAAGUGUCAGACAGCCACAGCAACAUCUCCGCUGACUUCUACAGGAACUACCGCAGUGACACCGACCCACGGAGGGUGGAGCGAUUGGCAGGAGUGGCAGCUCUGUUCUGUAACGUGCGGCACGGGUGUGAGACGACGGUACCGUCUCUGUAACAACCCUCCACCUGUAGAUGGCAGUUCGCAGUGCGCAGGCGCGUCCUACGAAGAAGCUGCGUGUAACAGCGGGACGACGUGUCCGGCAGCCCCAGCGGAAGCCACGUGGGGUCCUUGGUCCGCCACCUCGAGCUGCUCUGUCACAUGCGGAUACGGGACCCAACUGAGGGUGAGGUUGGAAUGCAGUUGAUAGACGCACCACAAUCGAUCAUCUUUCAAAACCAGGGAAUGUAUUGAGUCAUCGGGUUCCACGUGCACCGGUGUCAACGAACAAUCCACCCCGUGCGUUAUGUCCGCCUGUCCAAUAGACAUCGCGUAUGGAACCAGCUAUGUGCAC